Molecule: messenger RNA, 1929 nt
Organism: Morchella importuna
Lineage: Eukaryota; Fungi; Ascomycota; Pezizomycetes; Pezizales; Morchellaceae
Exons: 4
Coding region: 1-1929 (642 amino acids)
Biological process (GO): single strand break repair; double-strand break repair
Cellular component (GO): nucleus
Molecular function (GO): single-stranded DNA binding; 3'-tyrosyl-DNA phosphodiesterase activity; double-stranded DNA binding
Source: RefSeq, a predicted model, not a curated record
AUGGCUACACAACCAUCGGGAAAGCGCCCCUUAGCCUCGGACACCCCCGAACCACAAGUCAAACGACAGCGGAUGGAUAACAUAAAUAAUAACGGAGGUCUCACAUCGCUUGAUCGGGCUAUAUCACCUCCACCUCUCCGCCGAGAGCCUUCUUCAAUGGCUUUGCAGGUUCCGGCAAUCGAUGAGACUAACGGUGAUAUCUUCGUGAGGGCAUACCUUAAAGAUAGACAAAAUCAAACAAUAAAGCACGUAGAUACCAUCGACCUUACUUGCGAAGAACAGGCGCCCCCCGAUGGUUCUAUUAUAAACGCUCAUGUUGAUCACGAGCAGAAGCAAGAGGAAGAGAGAUUGAAGCCAGAAUCCCAUGAAAAGAAAGUAAAUAAUGGAUUUAUGACUGGGCAGGGCCAAACAAAACGAUUGGCAUCUCCUUUUCAGUUGACAUGGAUUAGAGACCUCCCGGACUCCGAUAAUGUCGAUGCUAUUAGCAUUCAUGACAUCCUAGGUGAUGUUAUGAUUAAGGAGGCAUGGAUAUUCAACUUUCUGAUUGAUGUCGAUUGGGUGAUGAAUCAGUUUGACCCGGAUAUAAAAGAUAUCGUAGAUGUCAAAAUUGUUCAUGGGAGCUGGCGGAAACAAGACGCAAUGCAGGAACAGGCUAGUAGAUAUCGUAAUGCUAAAAUUAUCUCCGCCUAUACGCCAGAGCCUUUUGGAACCCACCACACAAAGAUGAUCAUUUUGUUCCGACAUGACCAACUUGCACAGGUUAUUAUUCAUACCUCAAAUAUGAUUGAGUUUGACUGGACGAAUAUGACACAAGCAGUAUGGCGCUCACCACUCCUGCCACUCAUAUCAAUUCAAAACCCGUUAGAUGUCUCAGUACCAAAACCAAGGCCGAUUGGAGAGUCGUUCAAGAACGGCCUGCUGGCAUACCUCAGAGCGUAUGGUAAAAGUCGUGUUGGUAGUCUAUACGACAAGCUGGGGAAAUACUCAUUUAAUGAAGUUAGGGCUGUAUUUGUUGCCAGUGUUCCUGGGAAGUAUCAAUUGAACGGCCGGGGAGCAGGGGAGCGGUGGGGAUGGAUGGGUCUGAAAAGAGCUCUGAGUAAUAUUCCAUUGAGUAAUAACCUCCAUGACAAAGAUGGCGACAAAGGGAGAAUAGUAUUGCAGGUAUCCUCUAUUGCGACAUUAGGAUCGAUGGACACUUGGCUAUCUCCAGUUCUUUACAAAGCUUUAUCGGCGGCUAGAAACAUCACGAUGCCACCAUCAGGUUCUAUACUGGCGGAAAAACCUAAGCUCUCGAUCAUUUUCCCGACAGCCCAAGAGAUCCGCAAUUCCCUAAAUGGUUAUGCUUCCGGCCAAGCAAUUCAUAUUAGAAUUCAAACAAAGCCGCAGGAAUCACAACUCAAAUACCUGCGCCCUUUUUUGUGUCAUUGGGAUCCAUCUUCGGACUCAUCAUUCGUGCAGUCACCCUCUCUCACAAAUCAAACUAAUAGUACUCACUCUGGACGUACUCGGGCUGCGCCACAUAUUAAAUCAUAUAUACGUUUCACCGAUCAGACAUGUAGGAGUGUUGAGUGGGCCAUGUUGACAUCGGCGAAUCUCUCCACUCAAGCAUGGGGCACUGCUCUGAAAAAUCCGAGCGGUGGUUUUCUUGGACCAGGACAGGGCGAAGUCAAGAUCAGUAGUUACGAGGUUGGCGUGCUUAUUUACCCGGAGCUCUUUGAAGACAGCAAUGAGGAUAAAGUUGAGAUUAUCCCUGUGUUUAAGAAGGAUACUCCAGAUGUGAGCAUAGAUAAUUCUAAGAGUGCCAAGGUUAUGGGUUUGAGGAUGCCUUAUGAUUUACCAAUCAGGCCUUACGGAAAAGAUGAUGUACCGUGGUGUGGAAGUAAGAGUUAUGCGGAAUUAGAUUGGAGAGGAAAAAGCUGGGAGAUAUAG